AUGAAGUUCGCAUUAUCCCUCUACGUCGCCGUUCUCGGCGCUGAGCUCUCCUGCGCCAUGCCCAGCAUUAUCGGUGGCCAGCUCGCUGGCAAAGGCGCCGCGCCAUACAUGAUCAGCAUUCGGAAAGACGGUGCGCACCAAUGCGGUGGCAGUCUCAUCAGCAAAUAUUACGUUCUUACUGCGGGCCACUGCCUGAUGAACUUUGUUCCCAGAUCGCUCACCGUCGUCGCCGGCUCCAACUCGCUCAAGGAGGGCGGCGUCGAGCGCAACGUCUCCAAGGGCAUCACCAACCCCGACUUUGACUCGAUUAAGCAAAUCAACGACAUCGCCCUGCUCAAACUCAGCGAGCCCUUUGAGUUUACCGAUGCCAUCAAGCCUAUCGCCCUGUUUCGGAAGCAGGAUAUCAAGGCCGGCACCAACGUCUCGGCCUACGGCUGGGGCUACACCAGCUGGCCAGGGACCGCCAGGCCUUCGGAGCUAUCGGUCGUGAAUAUCGAAACAACCAGCGCGGCCGCCUGUAGGGACAGGUGGUUUAACUACAACAAAAGAAACAUCACCAAGAACCACGUCUGCACAAAGGCUGACGACCGCGGAACCUGCCAGGGCGACUCGGGCGGCCCCCUCGUCCUGAUCGAUAAGAAUAACAAGACGGAACUGGUCGGCCUGGUAUCUUUUGGCGUUCCGUGUGUCCAGGGCUAUCCCGAUGUUUUCACCAAGGUCAGCUCGUUCCUGAAGUGGAUUGCGGACAACUCUGUAUAG
Messenger RNA from Cordyceps militaris CM01, 759 nucleotides. Its product is annotated as chymotrypsin-like proteinase 5A precursor. Gene Ontology annotation, biological process: proteolysis. The record is from RefSeq and is a predicted model, not a curated record. Lineage: Eukaryota; Fungi; Ascomycota; Sordariomycetes; Hypocreales; Cordycipitaceae. Gene Ontology annotation, molecular function: serine-type endopeptidase activity. The coding region runs from base 1 to 759 and encodes 252 amino acids. The transcript has a single exon.